Messenger RNA from Hemicordylus capensis (graceful crag lizard), 2143 nucleotides. RefSeq names its product FOS like 2, AP-1 transcription factor subunit (gene FOSL2). Bases 713 to 1684 code for a protein of 323 amino acids. The transcript has 4 exons. Gene Ontology annotation, biological process: regulation of transcription by RNA polymerase II. Gene Ontology annotation, molecular function: DNA-binding transcription factor activity, RNA polymerase II-specific; RNA polymerase II cis-regulatory region sequence-specific DNA binding. Lineage: Eukaryota; Metazoa; Chordata; Lepidosauria; Squamata; Cordylidae. The record is from RefSeq and is a predicted model, not a curated record. Gene Ontology annotation, cellular component: nucleus.
CAAGGGGGGAAGGGGGAAAAAAAGAGAUCGCCUUCAUUGCAAAGAAGGGCAGCAUCCAGUGUUAAAAGAUCAAUAAUUAAGGGGAGUGUUUGAACAACAACAAAUAAAUAAAGAGCCACAGAUCCCGGACUGAGUCAUCCAGUCCAGUUAGAGCAGGAAGCUGGCACUUUUCUGAAAGGCUUAAUUACACAGGAGGCAACGAUCCUCCUGAUUAAAAACUACCGUGCCGCCGAGGCUUUGAAACAGAAGAAAGAUCCACAGGAAAUUGGAAGGAAGGGAAGCAGACACAUCACGUUCGGGGCUUCCUCUUCUAUAGAAAUAAAGUCACAUUUGGAAAAGAUAACUUUUUAAAAAGUAGUAUCUCUAUCACUGGUCUGAUUUUGAUGUGAUUGGAAUGAUUUGGCUCUAGAGGGAGAGUGUAUUUUUUGGUAUAUUGUCUCUGACAGUUUUUUUGGAUUUUUUUUUUAAUUCCCGCAAUCCUAUCGCAAGGGGGGAAAGAAUCUCAGGAAAUAACUUAUUUUUCAUUGCUUAAAAUAGAAAAGGGGGGGUUUAAAAAACAACAACCCUGCCAAACGCAGCAGUCUUCAUUGAGCAUAUCUGGGAGAUCCUCAGGCAGCAAAUAAAAGAUCGGAAGCGAGCAAGACAAAGAGAGGGACAGAAAAAGAGAGCGUUUUAAAAAAAGUUUAUUUCUCUCCUGCGUCCACCUCGGAUCAUGUACCAGGACUUUACAGGGAAUUUUGAUACCUCCUCUCGAGGCAGCAGCGGUUCUCCAGGCCAUCCGGAAACUUAUUCCACCGUCACAACUCAUCAGAAGUUCCGGGUAGAUAUGCCAGGAUCGAGCAGCACUUUUAUUCCUACUCUGAACGCGAUUACUACCAGCCAAGACCUGCAGUGGAUGGUCCAGCCCACUGUGAUCACCUCCAUGCCAAGUGCCUACUCUCGCUCACAUCCUUAUAGCCAUGCUCUGCCAAAUCUGUCUUCAGUUUCUGGACACACAGCCCUUCAGAGACCUGGUGUCAUUAAAACCAUUGGUACCACAGUGGGCAGGAGAAGAAGAGAUGAGCAGCUGUCACCUGAGGAGGAAGAGAAGCGGCGGAUUAGGAGAGAGAGGAACAAGCUAGCAGCUGCUAAAUGCCGUAACAGACGUCGAGAGUUGACAGAGAAACUCCAGGCAGAAACGGAGGAGCUGGAGGAGGAGAAGUCUGUACUGCAGAAGGAGAUUGCUGAUCUGGAAAAAGAGAAGGAGAAGCUGAAGUUCAUGCUUAUCGCUCACAGCCCCAUGUGCAAGAUCAGCUCGGAGGAGCACCGAACCUCUCCGCCUCACAGCCUCCAGACUGUCAGGACUGGAGUGAGUGGUGCCAUAGUGGUGAAACAGGAGCCCAUGGAAGAAGAGAUCCCUUCCUCCUCUUCUGACCUUGAAAAAGGGCAGAGGUCUGUCAUUAAACCCAUCAGCAUUGUAGGAGGGUUUUAUGGGGAAGAGCCACUCAACACUCCCAUUGUGGUGACCUCAACACCUGCCAUCACCCCUGGCACAUCCAACUUGGUCUUCACCUACCCCAGCGUUCUGGACCAGGAGUCUCCACUCUCCCCUUCGGAGUCUUGCUCCAAAGCUCACCGGAGGAGCAGCAGCAGUGGUGACCAGUCCUCGGAUUCCUUGAACUCUCCUACUCUGCUAGCAUUGUAACGCUCUCCUUUUGCCCCUGCUCCCCCCACCCAGCGACUCUGAGGGAUCAUCCCUCCCUGAGAUCAAAGACCAGCACAAUGGCAUUCAAGCACAAGGGCAGCAAGAGCAAGACGGGGAAAUUAUGUCGCUCCAGGUACUCCCUGGGACAAGAAGAAACCAGAAAAAAAUCCAAGCCAUAUGGGGUUGGGGGGAGAAGUCGCACUACUGGGACAAAAGUGCUUCAGCUACAUGGUGAGGGGGGAAACCAUCCUCAUCUGUGGUUUAGUGCGAGUGAAUAUGAGCUUCAGUCAAUCUCUAGCCAUUCCCUGAUAAACAGACUGAUCUGACCAGAUUACCUUCUGUGCUUACUAGUACAUUCCAGUUAGUUGAUCUCAUGUAGGCUUUCACCUUUUUGUGUUGAAUACCAUGACAUUUCGAAAACUCUAAAGGCAAUCAUCAUUAAACCACUGCUGAUGUUGG